Gadus morhua (Atlantic cod) is the source of this 1702-nucleotide messenger RNA. It is a transcript of the gene tcea1, whose product is annotated as transcription elongation factor A (SII), 1. The coding region runs from base 372 to 1304 and encodes 310 amino acids. Gene Ontology annotation, cellular component: nucleus. Gene Ontology annotation, molecular function: nucleic acid binding; zinc ion binding. Lineage: Eukaryota; Metazoa; Chordata; Actinopteri; Gadiformes; Gadidae. Gene Ontology annotation, biological process: positive regulation of transcription by RNA polymerase II; DNA-templated transcription; transcription elongation by RNA polymerase II. The record is from RefSeq and is a predicted model, not a curated record. The transcript has 10 exons.
CAGCGUUGUGUCCACAGAGUGCGUCCAUCAUCACAUGGGGAUGGUGGGAGUCAUGUGCAGGGGACGACUUCAAUCAUACAAUACAUAUUUACACUUCUGCUUGCUUGGUUGAUGUGGGUAAUGCAGCAGGUUCCAGCCAAACGAUCACUAUCAGAACCAGAAGGGCGAAUGCAUCCUUUCGUCGUGUGUUGAUUAACCUUCCCUUGACUUCGUGCAUCGACUAGUCAGGUCUGGUAUACAACCGUGGUGGGUCGGUGUGCCGUGCGCCAAGCAGUCGCCGCUGGCUCGUUUUUUUUUUAGUGGCGUGCUCUUUGUCGCUAUAUUUUCUUUUCAUCUGGUACUAAUUUGAAGUUUUCCCGAACGAUUCCGCCAUGGGGAAAAAAGAAGAGGAGGAAAUUAUCCGGAUUGCGAAGAAAAUGGAUAAAAUGGCGCAGAAGAAGAGCGGGUCUGGAGCACUGGACCUGCUCAAAGAGCUCCGCAGUGUCCCCAUGACUCUGGAACUACUUCAGUCGACGAGAAUCGGAAUGUCUGUCAACGCCAUCCGCAAGCAAAGCACAGACGACGAGGUGACCUCCCUCGCCAAGUCUCUAAUCAAGUCCUGGAAGAAGCUCUUGGACGAACCUGGAGGUGGAGACAAAUCCUCCGAGGACAAACGGAAAGAACAAAACUCACCUGUUAUGUCUCCAUCACAGGGCAGCCCAGAGGCAAAAGAAGAAAGCUCCAGCAGUAACUCCAGCAGCAAGUGCGAUCCGGUCGACAUGGCGUCCAACUCACUCAUCAACACCUUCCCUCGGGCCCCCGGUACCUCUGACUCAGUCAGGAUCAAGUGCAGGAACUUGCUGACCGCUGCACUGCAGACGGGGGAGGACCAUAUUGCCAUUGGCUCUGAUUGUGAUGAGCUUGGAGCACAGAUUGAGGAAUGCAUCUUCCAAGAGUUCAAGAACACGGACAUGAAAUACAAGAACCGCGUGCGGAGCCGGAUCUCCAACCUGAAAGACGUGAAGAACCCCAACCUGAGGAGAACGGUGCUGUGUGGCAAUGUGUCGCCCGAGCGCAUGGCCGGCAUGAGUGCAGAGGAAAUGGCCAGCGACGAGCUACGAGAGAUGAGGAAGAACUUGACCAAAGAGGCGGUGCGGGACCACCAGAUGUCCACCACUGGAGGCACUCAGACCGACCUGUUCACCUGUGGCAAGUGCAAGGGGAAGAGAUGCACCUACACGCAGGUCCAGACCCGCAGCGCUGAUGAGCCGAUGACCACCUUCGUCUUUUGCAACGAUUGCGGAAGCAGAUGGAAGUUCUGCUGAAUAUGCAAGCAAGCUCCUUGGCGUUUGGAAGUAGCAAAGAACCUUGACAAGGAUUGUGGCUUUCUGCAACAGAUCUGAACUUUGUGGUACUUGGUGCAUAAGUCACCAUAUACACCACUAUUUUUAUUUGAAUAUAUUGUUUAUACGUGCAUUUUAUUGUCUAGCGCCCCCAAAACACUCAAACUCUUCUACUUGUUUUUAGCUAUUUUUCACUGUUAAACUGUACACAGUCGAUUUUAGCAGCAGUAUCUUUUUUAUGUAGUUUCAACUUUUUUUUAUUGACAUAUAAAUUACAUUUACUACUGUUUCGCUCUCCCCUCACAAGGAUGUUUUAUUUAAUGCCAAUAACAACUUUAAUCCAUUUGAUUAAAAAAAAACAUUUCCUAACUCCUCUAUUA